Molecule: messenger RNA, 351 nt
Organism: Danaus chrysippus (African queen)
Lineage: Eukaryota; Metazoa; Arthropoda; Insecta; Lepidoptera; Nymphalidae
Source: the annotation of a GenBank genome assembly
AUGUCUUUUAAAAUAACACAUAACAUCAACACUCCCCACGCUCCCCGCAGGAGGUUCAAAUCUAAUCCAACACUAAGUCAUCUAGCGAGUCUCGAACAGAAGUAUGAACGCAUGCUGCUGGAUGUGGGCCCGGGCCCACUACUACUGUACCUACAUCGACGAUACUCACAUGAUCCGUUUACAAAAGAAAUACUCCACAGAAAUAUAUACAGAUAUAAUGAACAGAUCGUCCGCCGACACACAGACCGGACGCCGGCCGGCCGCUUACUGUUAGUUACUACUGGUACAUCAUUGAUCAUUGGAUACAUGCCGUCUGUCAGCCGGCCUCGUGUGGAGGGGGGAGACAGUUAG